Labrus bergylta (ballan wrasse) is the source of this 3951-nucleotide messenger RNA. RefSeq names its product troponin I, slow skeletal muscle. Gene Ontology annotation, biological process: cardiac muscle contraction; skeletal muscle contraction. Gene Ontology annotation, cellular component: troponin complex. The record is from RefSeq and is a predicted model, not a curated record. NCBI's taxonomy places the organism in Eukaryota, Metazoa, Chordata, Actinopteri, Labriformes, Labridae.
AUUUAUUUUGAAAUAUUUUUUAAGUAUCUGGAUGAACAUAUGCAUGUAUGUACUGUAUGUGUGCGUGGUCAAUGGCAGACCAAAAUAGGCCUUUAAAAAAACUAAAAAAUACAUGUAUAUCUAUAUGUACGAAUCCCUUAGAUCAUGUCUGAUGUAGUUUAGCUAUAUGAAUCCAAUUGAUUGAUGGAUGACAGAUUAAACAGAACAUAAAGGUCAAAGUUGAGCUAUAAGAAAGACAAACAAAGUUUUAUCAUACUAUUACUAUACCUGACAAAGCUGCUGAUUCAUCUUCACACUGGUGUCUAAUCUCAGAGAAGCCCUUACAUCUCACUCAGAGCUAAGUUUUAGCCUAGACUCUUCACCGCUUCAUUUGACUCUUAUUAAGAUGUCCUUGUAACUAAAGCCAGGUUAACCAAAAACAUCUUAGCAAUUUGACCAGCUUUAUUCCAGGAUAAGCAAGUGGAAAGAACCGAAACUUGAUGCUUAGGGGUUAAAGUGAUUAGCAAGAAGUGUCACAGCUCAGGCCAAGAUUAGCAUGCAUGCUCAGAUAACUUGAUGAAGUCAGGCCAAGACAUUGUUGAACGCAAAUGAUAACACAAAAACACACGUGUAACAGGAUAAACAAGGCAGCUGAGGCAAAGAGGUCUCGCUAAUGUUUAGCUAGCAUGUUUACAAUGUUCGCUUUAUUAGUUCAACCUGUUAGCUAUUCGCCAAUUAGCACUUCACUCAAAGUACAGCUCAGCAAUGUCUUAAGAAAUGCGUGAGAACACUUGAGCCAUGAGUAAAAGUUUGCCUGACAAUAUAAAAUAGGAAGAUGAACUUUGUGUUUGCACAAUGUGUUAGCAUUGUUCGUGACUAUCAAGUGUCGUCAAAAGUUGACAGUCUGCUCUGUUGAGCAUGAUUUAAGAGAGUUCACUAGCCAACGGUACCAUUUCAUCAUUGCAUUCAUAGCUUUAGGGUCACAUAGGGCCAUCAACGCUAAUGUUGCAAGUGUUUGCUAACUGCUAAAUAUAUUAUUGUUGGCAUUGUUAGGAUGUGGCAAUCUGAAUUCUUUUCAGAUUGCCACAUCCUCUUCUGUCGUUCAAAUCAACUGAGGAUGAGAUCAAUAAAAAAAAAUGAACUGCAACUUGAGAAAUAGUCUAAAAGGCAAAAUUCAGUUUUGAAUGUAGGUUGUUUUUUUGUUUUUUUAAAUGCUUGAUGAGACCCCAACCUUUGUUUUCAUGUAUGCUUUUAUUUCAAGCCAAGCUUCCAGAGAGUUCAAGUGGGCAAAGAUAAAUGAAAAAACAAGACGGCAAGAGGAGAAAGUUUUUACCUCAACUUUAAAUGUGGUCUGAAAAUGUUUUAAUGCAGAAAUUUGAGCUUUCUUAAAUCUUUCCCUUUUAAACGCGAUGACUGGAGUCAUUUACAUGCAUAGUCACUGUUCCCUCUCCUCCUCUACUUCCAGUCUAUUCUCAGUCUGAAUUAAAUUGUAUAUCAUCACUGUAGCAGCAGCUACUCAAACAUGCUGUUCCACCUACUCCUCUUCCGAUGAAUUUAAAGCUGUUGUGGCAAAAGAGGAUCAACCUGCUGCUAUUCUAGGGCUCUAUGUAAUCACAUCAACCAGUAUUUUUGUAAUAAUAGCUGUGAUUAGAAUAGAUCAAAUGCCAAUUGAGUCAAUCCCUGUUAUUUAACCUUAUAAUGUCACUCUACACAACAUUUAACCCCCCGGAUAAAUCUUAACGGUAAUGACGAGCGCUAACAGCCUCCCUGAGGCUGAUAAACAGAUAUGAGGCAGCAGCGUCAUUAACCAUCAUACUUAUAUUAUGAAUGAAAGAAUAACUACUUACAGCCAUAAAGUUGACAAUUAGAUUGGAAUAUUGUAUUAAACUAUGAUUGUAGAUGUUGAUAGUGCUACUAAAUUUGUCUCACCACUGUUGAAUGCUGCCUAUAAGGGAUGAGCGGCUUGGCCUAUUCUUAGAAAGUGAUUGUUUGCCUUUGCUAUUUGUGAGUGUGGGGUGGGUGUACAUUGUACUCCUUUGUUGCAUUAUUAUCUCGCUAAACCCUUGUCCCUUUUUGGGUCAUUAUUCAUCUUAUUACAUGCUACAAGUUUAGAGUACAAUUUCUUCUUUUUUGCUAGUUCUAAAUUUGAAGAUAUUUUGAACACACACAUGUUUGUAUGCUAAAUUUGGUGCUAAAGCUAAACAUUAAACUUAAAGCUCCUGUAAAGGGUUUUUAAUUGGUUGACAAACAGACUGAAAUGAAUACUACUGCCUCUACCUGACCUACAAAAGCAAAUUUGACCAUCAGAAAAAAGAUUGGCUAUUUCUAUAUUUACACAUUUAUCCGCACGGAGAAGGAGAAAAGAGGUAUCAAUUUGUCACAGAGGAAACCAUCGUAAAUACACGAACUGAAAGUUCCUCACAGGAGUUUUAAUCCAUAAAACAGCAUACAAGGAUAAUUAAUUACAGCUUUUCAUAUAAUUUGUUCUGAAAGGUAAAAAUACAAAGGAUAAAAGCGACAACUAUUCCUCAGUAUGCUAACUUCCUGGAUAUGUGGCUAGCCGCCUACUAUCUGGUCCUGGCUAAGGAGUACCGCUUGUAACCCGUAAAAUUGCAAAUUUUGAUGUUUUAAACGUUUUUUGGAUGGAUAAAACAAACAGAUAAUCAUGUCUUUUUUUGGGGUUUAGAAAAGGUCCUGGUAGGCUGGGCUAGCUGUCUACCCCUGUAUCAGUCCUUUAACUCAACUAGCUCCACCCUUUGGCAGACAAUGAAUAUUUCUAUGACAUUUAUUUUUAUUUUUGUAUUUUUUUUUACCAAUUUAUAAUUUUGUUUAUAUCUAAGUCUGUUUCAAGCAACAAAAGUCGAUAUCAGGACAAUUCCAUUAAGGUAAUGCCCCUUGAUUUAUUAUUACACUCCUCUGGAGUUGUCUCAGUGUCAGCCGUGGUGAUAUCUCAAGUCUGGUCCCAUGCCAACACAUUCUUGGGACCAGACGUUAUAUCUGCGGUCCAUGCACUACACAGCUCUCAUAAAAAGCUGCCUAUUGUCUUCAGCGGACACUGUUUGACUCUCUGCACCACUACAGACAACCACUCUCAGGAGCCCAACAGACCUGCAGAGAUGAAUCCCAAAGGGGUUAAGCCGAAGUCGAAGAUUUCGGCUUCACGCAAGCUGUCCCUCAAGAUGCUUCUCCUUACGAGAGCUUGUGAGGAUUUGGAGAGGGAGCGGCAGGAGAGGGAGGAGGAGAAAGUGCGCUAUCUUGGAGACAAGUUGCCCCCUUUGCAGCUGUCUGGAUUACCACUCGAAGAGCUACAAAGUCUAUGUAAACAGCUUCAUACAAAGAUUGAUGUUGUGGAUGAGGAGAGGUACGACUGUGAGUCCAAAGUCAACAAACACAACAAAGAUAUUCACGAGCUAAAGCUGAAAGUACAGGACCUUGGAGGAAAGUUCAAAAAGCCGGCACUGAGGAAGGUGAGGGUGUCUGCAGACGAGAUGAUGAGGGCUCUCCUGGGCUCCAAACACAAGGGCUCCAUGGAUCUCCGAGCCAACCUCAAGUCUGUGAAGAAGGAGGACGUCAAACAGGACAAGGUGCUCACUACUGAAGUGGGUGACUGGCGUAAAAAUGUGGAAGCGAUGUCAGGCAUGGAGGGUCGCAAGAAGAUGUUCGAUACAGCGGGUGGAGCACAGUGAGACUCGCAAAAAAUGAUGACGCUAGAACACUUUAGCUGAGCUGGGGAAAAAAGGUGUCUAGAAAAGAAUGGAGUACCAGAAUGCUUAAUGACUCAGAACCUGUAGGAAUUAAGAUAAAGGCUUUUCAGCAGCGCCUCCAUAGACAGUGCAAUGACUCAGAACACUUACAGAAAAGUUUAGUUUGAGUAGAAACCCAUUGUUUUGUUUUUUUAUUACCAACGUGUUUUCUUAUGACAUCUUUAGACAAUUAAAGUGGAUAUGAAUAAACACUCAGUCUUUGAUGUUC